AUGAAGAGUGCCGCGGCAGCUAGGGUUAUGUUUCCAGUGGGCGAAAUCCGGCAGUUUCGCGAGCCAGUGAAGGCUGCAGAGCUUAUGCUAGAGUCACCAAACUUCUUCUUAGUAAAUUCGAAGUCCUUAGCUAUUGGUAGAAGAUUUUCUCCUCUAUCUGCAGAUGAAGAUUUGGAGUUUAGCAAUUUGUACCUUAUGUUUCCAAUGAGAAGGGUGAAUUCAGUAGUCAUGGCUGCCGAUAUGGCCGUGUUUCUGAUGGCAGCUAACACUGCGCCUAAGCGGAUAUCCGGUGGCAACACCAUGAGGAUAUCGCCAGAAGCGGUGGCGCAGCCGGCAGUACCUGCUGAUGAUCAGGUUGAGAAUGAGACAGGACGAUCGGGAUUUAAUUUAGAAGAUGUAGCAGGGUUUCCUAUAGCAGAUUACAAGUAUAGGCACUCAUUGUGCAGAUCAAGAAAGCCAAUGUUGGAUACAAUUACCGAAGAACCAGUCAGUACAAGUUGA
Molecule: messenger RNA, 501 nt
Organism: Fraxinus pennsylvanica
Lineage: Eukaryota; Viridiplantae; Streptophyta; Magnoliopsida; Lamiales; Oleaceae
Source: the annotation of a GenBank genome assembly